Messenger RNA from Tetrahymena thermophila SB210, 447 nucleotides. RefSeq names its product transmembrane protein, putative. The transcript has a single exon. The record is from RefSeq and is a predicted model, not a curated record. Lineage: Eukaryota; Ciliophora; Oligohymenophorea; Hymenostomatida; Tetrahymenidae.
AUGUUGUAAGAUUCUUUCUUGAGCAUUGCAUAUGCAAAAUACAUUCCUCCGAAUAUUGCCAUGUUAAAUGAAGCGGAGUCAAUAACAAGUGAGAGACUGUUCGAGAAAUUAAAGGAAAAGUAUUCUGAAGUGCAUGAUUAAAAUAGAUAAUAAACUUGUGGUAACUAAAGUAAAAUAAGUGAUUUCCAUAAUUCUUCUGGAGUCUCUUAAAUUGGUUACUCGUUCAAUUGGGAAUAUUCUUUAGCAGCUUCAGGGUAAAGUAAUCCCUCUUUUUUGUAAUUUUUUUACAAUUCUUAUUGCUUUUUUUGCAUGCUCUCUUGCAUCAUUCUACUAAUUUUUUCUUAUUACUUCUUUUUUUCCAAACUGAAAUGGAAGCUUUAGAGAUAAUUUAACCUCCCAACAUACUAAGUAUUAACAUUUUUUUAUUGGCUAAUUUAUUAUGAGUGA